Agelaius phoeniceus (red-winged blackbird) is the source of this 841-nucleotide messenger RNA. It is a transcript of the gene DUSP28, whose product is annotated as dual specificity phosphatase 28. Gene Ontology annotation, biological process: protein dephosphorylation. Lineage: Eukaryota; Metazoa; Chordata; Aves; Passeriformes; Icteridae. The record is from RefSeq and is a predicted model, not a curated record. Gene Ontology annotation, cellular component: cytoplasm.
AUGCUGCAGCUCUGCCCGGUCACGGCCUCGCUGCUGCUGGGCACGGCCAGGGCAGCGUGCGACGAGGAGCUGCUGGCGGGGGAGGGGGUCACCUUCUGCGUCAAUGUCACCCGGCUGCAGCCCUUCCCCGCGCUGCGGACCGUCCGCGGCAUCCGCGUGCCCGUGUUCGAUGACCCGGCCGAGGACCUGGCCCGGUACUUCGAGCCCUGCGGCGCCGCCAUCGAGGAGGCCGUGCGGGCCGGGGGCCGCUGCCUGGUGUACUGCAAGAACGGCCGCAGCCGCUCCGCUGCCAUCUGCACCGCUUAUCUCAUGAGACACCGGCAGCUCCCGCUCAAGGACGCCUUUGAGGCUGUGAAAGCUGCCAGACCCGUAGCAGAGCCGAAUGCAGGAUUUUGGUCCCAGCUGCAGAGAUAUGAAGAAGAAUUGCAGAUACCAAAGCACUCUGCUCCGCCGAGCAAAGGACUUAAAAAUAGCAAUGUGUGAAGAUCCUUUAAAGAAAGUGAAGUGACUUGCUACAGAGUUAAAAAAAAAGGAAAAAAUCACUUCCUAAAUCACCUGUACAUAAAACAUUUUACCCCCAUAACUGAGAUGAUGGUUCAUUAAAUUCCUUCAGAGCAUUUCUGUUGGUAAUGCAUGGAAAGAGGGCAGAUAAGCAGGGAAUAAGAGCAGAAACAGAAAAUGGUUGGAAGGACUGUAAACAAACAGAGAAAGGCCUGGAAUCUUCACCAGUUAUUUCCCCCUGAAUGACACUGAGUAUGGAUACGAUGUAUGAACAAAGGAAGGAGUUACCACACAGGGAUUUUAUUCCUGUUUUUUAAUUAAACUUCCCAGUGAUGCCAGA